Molecule: messenger RNA, 1200 nt
Organism: Aureobasidium pullulans EXF-150
Lineage: Eukaryota; Fungi; Ascomycota; Dothideomycetes; Dothideales; Saccotheciaceae
Exons: 2
Coding region: 1-1200 (399 amino acids)
Source: RefSeq, a predicted model, not a curated record
AUGUUCGCCGCACGCGCUGAUCAAGAAAAUCUGGCUUAUGCCCACCAAGCUGCCGCUGCUGCCAAACCACUAAAUCAACAAGCAAAGACUCCUGCCAACAAGGCUCCCAAGACACCCUUCCGCCGCAACCAGAAUGACGAGAACGAUGCCUUCCAAUCCGGCUUCAAGACUGGGAAGACAACCAAGAAGGCUAACCUGGACCACAAUGCCUUCAUCACUCCGGCCGGCCCACGCAACCGCGCCCCACUGGGAAUGAAGACGACCAACGCCAAAGCAAAGACUCCGGCUCCGUUGACCAUCAAGGCAUCCGCUCAGAAGACUCUCAGUCCUCGACUACGCAGACAGAAGGUCAAGAUUCACCAAGCCGAGCCCAUUCAGCAGGAGCAAGAUGAUGGUGUUCCAGACAUUGAGUACAUGCCUCCGAGAUCAAUUCCACUACCUGACCAUCCAGACACAAUUCACGAACGCGACUACUCGAUGCUGGAUCCCCAGUAUGCUACCAAUGGCUUCUGGGGCGUCUUUGAGAACGCUCCCGAUGAGCACGGCGUCCGUCCAACUGAGCGCAAGAACCGCGAGAUGAUGGCCCGUACCGACAAAAUUCAGCAAGACAUCAUUCGCCGUGCUCUCGAGGCCGAUGACUUCCUUAACCUCGAUCUCACAAAGGUCCGCAAGGGUUUCGAGGAGAAAGAACAACAGUCCAGGGCUCCUUCCAGUCUGUCGGCUAGGCGUGCCGUCAGUGCUCUCUCCAGAUCAUCGUCGACUACGGCACUUGGUCCUCGCUUUGCUGCCCCAACAGCAACAGCCGCUGCUCGUUCACGCACUACCAACACCGUUCGUCCCCUCCCUCGCAAGCCCAUCUCUUCCUUGACUGCUCCGACUGCUUCAUCAUCGGCUCGCCACGCCUCUGCCACUGCCGCUUCACGCAACACACUUGGCUACGCUAGAGGUCGUGCCGUUUCCGCUGCCUCCAGACGCCCUCUCUCGACUCUCCACGAUAAGCCUGCUACCCCUACCGAGAAGAAAACUAGGACCGUCUUGGAAAACCUGAUGGCUGACGAUGCCGAAGUCGAGGAGCUCCUCCGUGAACGCAACGCUCGCAUGGAAGAUCAUGAUGCUCCUUCUGAACACAUGCGCAAGCUUUCGAUCCUUCCAGACGAGGAUGACGAAUUCAAGGACUUCCAGCUCACCAUGCCUGAGUAA